Cladophialophora immunda is the source of this 1192-nucleotide messenger RNA. RefSeq lists its product as uncharacterized. The coding region runs from base 116 to 670 and encodes 184 amino acids. The record is from RefSeq and is a predicted model, not a curated record. The transcript has a single exon. Lineage: Eukaryota; Fungi; Ascomycota; Eurotiomycetes; Chaetothyriales; Herpotrichiellaceae.
CCUGCGCUGCUGUCCAACCGCUCUCAACUCUCAGCAAUCCUAUCUAGUUCUCUCUGCUUACACUUUCUCGCCCCGAGCAGUCCGCACCUCCUCCCAUCCCCAAGGUUCCUGCAACAUGUUCUUACGAACCGUCAUACGACCUUCCCUCUCCUUUCCUUCCGCCUUGAAGUCAAUAUCUACUCCUCUAGCACGGCCGGCUUUCAAGCGACCUGUUCUCGUUGCAUUCGGCCUCACGGCUUCCCUUCCGUUCAUACAUCCGUCAUCCGUCAUCAGGCUCGAUUCUUCGCCUUCUUCACCCCCUCCCGCAGGUGCCGCUGAAUUUAGCAGCUCCUCCUCCUCCUCCUCGAAUUCCCGCGAAGCCAAAACUCCUCUUACGAAGGAUGGGAAGACAAUCAAUCCUGCCGCGGUUAAGCAAAUAAGUUUGGGGUCAAUCCUAGGGCUGGCUGCGGGACUGGUUGUCUCCGCCUUUUCUACAAGCUUAACAUUUUUGAUCGGAUUGGGCAUUGUCAUCUGGCAGCUUGCCGCGCGACGGGGAUAUAAUUUCAUACCGGUUGAUCGCUUGCAACGAUACUUCAAGAACAUCGAUCUGCGCAGUGCGGUCAAUGACAACUUGGCAUUUAAGAUCAGCUUCGGACUCAUGUUUGCCCUUUCCGCCUUCGGUGAGUUUUAGGCGCGUCACCACUGACGAUUGACGGAUAAUGUCGUUGAGAUCGUAUCCGAAGGACAACAAGGGCCCGCAUUCUUGUCUAACUAGGAAUCUAUCUCGCCCCUAGACGGUCGACCCGACCAGAUCCUGGCCUUCUUAGACGAGAUGAUCUGAUUCAUGCAAGAAUUCGCGGAUUGUGUCUGGGUGGGAAGCAAGGCCGGCAGAUCAGACUUGUUCCAAUGAAAUGUCUCGACAUGCAGGCCAAUGUGGUGAGACCCAGCCGGUUUGAGAUGUGGUAGACCAAGUCAAGAGAAACCUUUGCGACAAAAAGUUUUGCGAGAGGAAAUCCACGAAUUUGAGUGGAUUCGAAACUUGGAAAUUGCAAAGCGUGGGAUUUUUGCCAGAUAAAUACAAAUGCAGACAGAGUCGGGGAGUGUCUGCGACUGUGCCUGAUCCAACCGUAUCAGACCAGUGUCUAUGACAUCUUCUUGUGGGUUGUUCUUGUCGUGUUCUGGAAUGCCUGCAACCAGCAGUCCUAAACUUCGG